AUGGUGAACUACUUUAUUUACGCCAAAGAUUUUUCGGCAUCUACCGACCACAUUGCUCACUACCACAGCAACGGUUUAAAAACUCUUGAAGACUUCAAAAAAGAUGUAGGAAGAAUUAAAUCCGAGCUGGAGAAUACGGAGAAGGAUGGAGAAUCUAAAAUUAUUUACUUGCACUGGGGGAUACGCUGCGAGGAAGUUGAUGAAGAUACCACGAGAAGAACUUACAUUGAUAAAAGAGGUGACCAUUGUGGUACCUGCCCACACACCAUCAUAGAUUGGUUGAAAGAAAAUAACAUAUGCGGUGGUGAUCAUAAAAUCAAGUUGCUGUACAUAGUCACUGACGGUCAAAUCGAUGGCAGGAGCGUACAAAAUUGCUUCGAGAAAAAUGAAGACAUGCUCUACGAGGUAGUCGUCUUCCAUGCUUUCAAUGAACGCAUGCAUAACAUUGACUUGUCUGUAGCUUCAUCAUUCUUCAAGAGUCGCUGCGAAGUUUACAAAAACUACGAUUUAUCCGACAGCACCAAUAUCUCAGAAGAAUUUGAUUAUAACGGUAUCAACAUUGAUAAUUUCGCUGUCCAAAAAGAUAAAAUGAAGUCCUACAUCAAAUUGAAGUUUCUGGCCAAAAAUAAACAUAAUCAUCUAGCUCUGCGUGAGGUUGAGAAAUUGAAGGAUCUACGUGCUCGUCUGUUUAAAGAAUUGUCGUCAACGGAAGAAAGAAUUGACUUGGAAACUAAAGAUAAAAGCGUCUUCCUGGAAACAUUCGUGAAAACUGAAUGGUACAGAAAUCUGUUUAGCUCAGAACAUGACAUCAAAGUCGAUAUCGAAAAAUCCAUAACUACACUAAUCAAUUACAUUACAAGUGAUGUUAAAAGUUACUCGUUUGACGUACUGAAGUUUGAUUCAAAAUUCAACAAGACCGUCCAAGAGGAAGAAAUCAUUGACGUUGACUUCGCUACCGAACAAGAAAUAGAAUUUCCUGAUAUCAUACUUGAUGAUGAUAGAGGCAUACCUGUUGUGAUCCUCACGAAACUGGACUUACUUGAUAAGAUCAUUUUCCAUGGAAAGAAAAAUCCAUAUGAAAUACAGCCAGCUAGCUUCAGUAAAUUCAAAACGGCCAUGGAGUGCCCAUUGUUUUUGUUAAACGAUAAGGAUAUCAGUGAAUCCAUUGGUUAUUUUUACACUCUGAACGUUUACAAACAGCUGUUGGCGAACGGAAAAACAAAUUUGACAGAGCCAAGAACAAGAAAACCCUUUCACGGAGGGUUAGUACUGACGGAGAUUGAUGCAUUUGAUAAGUACAACGACUACAUAAUGUCCGCAACUUACUUCAAUCACAAGAAAGUGAACUUCAAUGUGGGAUUAUUCUAUUAUGUGCUGUGGAAGAAUUGCGAAAAUAAAGAAUGGAUGGAUCGUAAUGUUGUUGACCGGUUCAGGGAGUAUGCCAUGAGACGUGUAAGUGGUACCAUCUGCAGAAUAGGACUCUCCUCUCUACCACUUGACCCUCCAAAUAAAACUUCACUAUUAACAGCAUUGUGGUACAGCGUUGAACUGUCUUCGACGCUAUUCAAACACGAUCCACAGAACUUCUGUCACGAAAGACUGAGAAUGUUCUACGGAGUGGCCCACGCUAUGAUCGAAAUCUUGAAGUACUUUAAUUAUGACCUGGAUUUGAAAGCUAUUGAAAAACGGCGCGAACUGCUCAGUCAUGUGAUGAUAUUGAAGAAAAUACCCAAACGUAGGGACAAAAUCUACUAUCUGUUGGCAAAUAUUUUCAAAAUCGUGGACGGAUUUAUGGUCAGCGAAAUAGAAAAACCUCAGAAUCUGUACAAAUUGAAUUACCUUAAACCAAACCACAAGGAGAUGUUGAAUGAUGAUGUGGUGCAAGGUGCUGUUCAUCUAAACGAUUAUGUCCAUCUGUUGUACUACGUAGACGCCCCUGUUUCUGAAGAAGAUAGUUCAGAUACUUUCGAUAUUUGCCCACAAACAUUCCGUCCUUACUUCGCUAUCGACAAAAAUAAAUCUUUUUACACGGAACUGGUCCAUAUAACUAAAAAAGUCAUCAUCAAGAAUGACCAUGACAUGAAUCAAAUACAAAUAUCAUUCGAGCCAGCAGACGCUCUACAAUUCGACAGAAUUUUAUCCCUAUAUAAACUUUACAUUAAUUGCGUGGAAGAUCAUAAGAAAUAUCCUUCAUAUGAUGAGUACAUCGAUUAUAUUUUGCAGAAGAAAAAAUUUAUCGAAGAUUUGGUCACGAUUUUCCCUUCAAACGUUUUGGCUGGAGUUAAAGACGUUUACUCUAGCUACCAGAAGUUAGCAGCAGAAGUAGACGUUGAUAAGUUUAUAGAAGUCUCUAAAAAGUAUGUGACUAGAACUGAUAGGGUUCGAGCAGAAGACAGAGUUCAGUUUGAGAGUGAAGAGAAGAUCAGAGAGUUUAUAACUGAUGAAGAACAGAAGGUGAUAUUGAAGAAGAAUACCUGA
Messenger RNA from Danaus chrysippus (African queen), 2478 nucleotides. The record is from the annotation of a GenBank genome assembly. Lineage: Eukaryota; Metazoa; Arthropoda; Insecta; Lepidoptera; Nymphalidae.